Punica granatum (pomegranate) is the source of this 730-nucleotide messenger RNA. The record is from RefSeq and is a predicted model, not a curated record. NCBI's taxonomy places the organism in Eukaryota, Viridiplantae, Streptophyta, Magnoliopsida, Myrtales, Lythraceae.
UUCUCUCGACUUCUAUACUAUACAUUCAUCUGUUUCUUUCUGAAAAGAGAGAGUGACAAACAAAGAAGUAUGGGAGCAAACGCAUCAACCGACCACGCCACCAGCAAUGGCUACAACAAGCACACCUUCGUCUAUGGCUCUUCCCAUGGGAAGGCCUCUCAGGUCAUUGAAUUCCAUUCCUCGGCUCGUUGGAAGGCACAUUUCGAUGCCUCCAAAGGGACCACCAAGCUGAUGGUCGUGGAUUUCACGGCAUCGUGGUGCGGUCCCUGCAAGCUCAUGGAACCCAUGAUUAAUGACUUAGCUACCAAGUGCACCGACAUCGAGUUCAUCAAGAUUGAUGUGGACGAGCUGGAGGAUGUGGCGAAGACAUUCGGAGUAGAAGCCAUGCCCACAUUUUUGCUGAUAAAGAAUGGGAUAGUAGUUGACAAAGUCGUGGGCGCCAAGAAGGAUGAGCUCCAGAAGAAGAUCGAGCUUCAUCGCAACUGAUUUGAAUUAUGAUCUCAACAACAAUAAUCUCGAUCCAGACGAACUAAUAAGGGUCUUUCGGCAUUUCCAGCCUCAAAGUAAUGUUGUGAUUCAUGAAUGUUAAAUCUAGCUUGAGCAUUGGAAUUAAGAGAUGCUACCGGAGCUAUGUCAAGAAAUUACAUGCGAUGACAGGUUGCGUUUGUAAUCGAUGGAUUCGAGUUUGAAAACUUUGUUUCAGUCGAUAAUAAAAGAAGUUUCUUCGAGA